Messenger RNA from Auanema sp. JU1783, 528 nucleotides. NCBI's taxonomy places the organism in Eukaryota, Metazoa, Nematoda, Chromadorea, Rhabditida, Rhabditidae. The record is from the annotation of a GenBank genome assembly.
AUGCUUAAAUCAAGUUUCUCUCUUGCGUGUCGUCAAGCCGUUUUUGUUCGUUCCUUAUCAAGCAGUGGUAAGGAUCUUCCACAAACUCGCCUUCACGAUGCCAAAAGAAAGGAAUUGAACUCGAUCUUGGAGGCACCUGCUCCUAAGGUUCCAAUCACCAUCAAUGCUGAGGAAACCAUGGAAAUCGCUGGCGUCCCUCUCGAGCAUCAAGAGGAACGUGUUGCCCGCAUUUUCCGUCCUGCUCGUGAAGCAACUCAAACUCCUUGGAAUAACACAAAGGCCUGGAGAAUCGAAUUAGACAACAGAGCUCGUUUUGAGAAUCCUCUGAUGGGAUGGAGUGGAACAGCUGAUCCCCUUUCUAAUGUUGGCAUGCAUAUGAAGUUUGCGAGCAAGGAAGAGGCUAUUGCUUUCUGUGAGAAGAACAGAUGGACCUUUGAGAUUGAGGAAGUUCACGAACGCCAAAUAAAGCCCAAAAAUUAUGGAAUCAAUUUUUCGUGGAACAAAAAAGGCCGCAUCAGUACAAAGUAG